AACUGUUGAUGCAUUAGAUGAUAGUCUGAUGAAUAAACAAUCUAUUGAUGAAAGAAGAAGACGAAGAAGAAGUAAAGAAAAAACAAAGAAAGUUCAUAAAUGUCAUUACAGUGAUUGUGACAAACAGUUUCCAUAUAAUUGUCUACUAAUGUCACACUUAUUGCUGAAACAUAACGAUGAACAACAACUUACUGAACAACAGUUGAUGAAAAUGAGACAAAAACCGAAACGACAGAUACGCCGAAAGAAUUACAGAUGCGAUUGGAUUGGAUGUGAUAAACAAUUUUGCCAUCGAUUUCAACUGGAAGGCCAUCAGCGAACCAAACAUAUCGGUGAGCGGCCAUUCAAGUGCCGGGAAUGUAUGAAAUCAUUUGGUGCCGCUUUCUAUCUGAGAGCUCAUAUCAAGAAAUGUCAUACAAAUCAGAAAUUUAAAUGUCUGUACGAUAACUGCGACAAAGUCUAUCUGUCCAGUCAGGCACUCGAUGAUCAUCAUCUGCGCCAUCAGGGCUUGUAUUUGAAGAAAUUUAAGUGCAAUGUCGACGAUUGCGGUAAAAGUUAUUAUAAAAAUUGGUUACUAACUCAACACAAACGUACGGCACAUUCGGAUGAUAGGCCCUAUCCGUGCGAUUGGCCCGGUUGUGACAAACGAUUUAAACGGCCAAACUAUUUGUCCACACAUCGCGAUAGUCAUCUGAAUGUCCGUAAGUAUCGGUGUCCAGUCGACGGAUGCGAUAAAGUUUACGCAACAAAACAUUGUUUAGUAUCGCAUAAAAGUUCCCAUACUUUGCCCAAUGUUUGUACGUGGCCGGGAUGUGAGGCCAGAUACGGUCAAAAACAGAAACUUACCGAACAUAUGAACGGACAUCAGGGACUCAAACCAUAUAAAUGUCAUUUUCCUGAUUGCGAUGUUAGCUAUCGUUUGAAUGCAUCACUUCAUCGACAUUUAAAAACAAUACAUAAUUAUAUGAAGUCAUACCAUAGAGAAUAGGUUAG
Molecule: messenger RNA, 993 nt
Organism: Oppia nitens
Lineage: Eukaryota; Metazoa; Arthropoda; Arachnida; Sarcoptiformes; Oppiidae
Product: zinc finger protein 90-like
Exons: 1
Coding region: 29-988 (319 amino acids)
Biological process (GO): regulation of transcription by RNA polymerase II
Cellular component (GO): nucleus
Molecular function (GO): DNA-binding transcription factor activity, RNA polymerase II-specific; RNA polymerase II cis-regulatory region sequence-specific DNA binding
Source: RefSeq, a predicted model, not a curated record